Monodelphis domestica (gray short-tailed opossum) is the source of this 2020-nucleotide messenger RNA. It is a transcript of the gene ANXA9, whose product is annotated as annexin A9. Gene Ontology annotation, cellular component: plasma membrane; vesicle membrane; cytoplasm. The record is from RefSeq and is a predicted model, not a curated record. NCBI's taxonomy places the organism in Eukaryota, Metazoa, Chordata, Mammalia, Didelphimorphia, Didelphidae. Gene Ontology annotation, molecular function: calcium ion binding; calcium-dependent phospholipid binding; phosphatidylserine binding.
UCAUGGCCUCUUGGGGAUCACGGAUUUAAGCUCAGAGCUAGAGCAGUGGCUCUUUUUAUAGAGCCUCACUCCACCCCACCCCACACCAUAGUAUGCCCACCUAAAUUCCUCUUUACUCAGACUUCCCAAGAGAUAAAGUGGGUUCUCUCUUCCCUGCCUGUAAUACCCCCUCCCUGCAGCUGCUAUGAGUAAGGUCACCAAGUUUGUCUCUACAGGGAGUGGUCUAAAGAGGUUUGGGCUGGGACCCCUCUGGAAGCCGGCACUGGGGUGUCCUCUUGGCAUGUGCCCCAACAAGUUCUCCCCAAGUCUAUCUAAGCUGAGAUCAGUCCUAGAGCCUGUCUGACUUGCCCCCUCUCCCCUCCCUCCUGGGAGCCCGAGUUAGAGCCUGGCUUCAGUGCCCCCUACCACCUGGCCCCCUUAGGGAAAAGAGCAGUACACAAAGCCCCCAGUGUCUGCUGCUGAACUGCCCAGAGGGAGGCUGCGUGAAGAAUGAGGUUCUACUGGAGCCAAAAGAAAGACCAGGCAGGGAAGUGUGGGGGUGUUGGGCCCAGGUACAGCCAGAUCUUCUCCCACAGCUGGGAGGGGCCAAGGGCGGGAGACACCAGCUGGUCUGGUCUGGAAGGGACGUCACCUGACUCACAACUCAGUCUGGUCCUGCACACACCCCCUCCACUGUCCCGGAGAAGCUGGUCCCACACUCAGCAUUGGAUAAAGUUGUACCCACUUUCCAUCUGUCCCAGAGUUGACAACCACAUCAUGUCUGUGAGCAAUGGGAAGAUGGAGUCUUCUCUGGUCCAUGAGAUCCUCAGUCACCUGGGCCUGGCCAACAAGACUGCAGCUUGGGGAACCCUGGGCACUCUCAGGCCCUUUUUGAGCUUCAAUGUGGACAAGGAUGUACAACGACUGCUGGAGGCUAUUGCAGGCCAAGGUGUGGACCAGGGUACCAUAGUGGAUGUGCUGACUAACCGGAAUGGUGAACAAAGGCAACUUAUUGCCCGAGCCUUCCAGGAUCGUACCCAGCAAGACUUGCUGAAAUCCCUGCAGGCAGCUCUUUCUGGAAGCUUGGAAAAGGUUGUGGUGGCACUGCUGAAGUCUACAGCCCAGUAUGAUGCCCAUGAACUCAGGGCAGCACUGAAGGAUAUAAAUUCUGCUGAAGACGUAGGAGUGGAAAUCCUUUCUACACGUUCCCCACCCCAGCUAAAGGAGUGUCUGACUGUCUACAAACAUGAUUUUCAGGUGGAGAUUGAAGAUGAUAUGAGAUCAGAGACAAGUGGCCUCCUGAGGGACCUGCUGCUAGCACUGGCUAAGGGCACUCGGGAGUCCUAUUCCGGGAUAAAGGAUUACAACCUGGCAGAGCAGGAUGCUCACGCAUUACACGAAGCUGGAGAAACAGGCACAGGGGCAACUUGGAUCAUGAUUUUUACCCAAAGAAAUACUGAACACCUCAACCGAGUGUUUGAUGAGUACCAGAGGCAGAAUGGGCAGGAGAUAGAAGAGGGCAUCCGGAAUUGUUUUCCUGGAAGUGCCCAGAAGGCUCUUCUCACCCUAGCCUCUGUGAUCAGGAACACACCACUGUACUUUGCUGAAAAACUCCACCUGGCUCUCCAGGGAACUGAGCCAAACCACCAAGUCUUGAUGCGUAUCCUCAUCUCUCGAAGUGAGACUGACCUCCUAAGCAUACGGGCAGAAUUCAAGAAGAAGUUUGGAAAGUCCCUCUAUUCAUCUCUCCAGGAGGCCAUGAGAGGGGACUCCCGGUCAGCUUUACUAGCCCUGUGCAGGGCUGAAGACAUGUGACACCCAUCCCCCAGAAUCUUGUGUCUACAACUCCCAUCUACCCCUUCUGUCAUUUCCGUGGAUUAGAGACUUGCAAACCUGGCUGAGCCCUCUAGAGGUCAUCUGGUUUGCCUUCAAACAAGAUGACUCCUCCCUAAAACCAAACAGGAAUCUCUCAUAUACCCCUGUUUCAUCUAUAACCUCUGCUAGGGCCCUACUAAAAAGUUCCCUGUAUCUUAUACCACAA